AUGGAGUUAGAUAAAAUUGAACUUAAGCAUCACGAAGCCAACUCUCGAGCUCAGUUGUUAUAUGUAGACAAACACACGAUUAUUAAAAUUACCCGAAUUUCGUUUAAGGGGACGGCUAAGUUUGGCGAUCUAAAAUGUGACUCACUUCACACUAAUUUAAUAAGUUUAACGGAAUGUAGAAUAAAGGCAGUUAACCGUAGUUUCAACAUCGUUAAUCUGAAAUGCACUGUGAACAAGAAAAUAUCAGAAUUUCAGAUAAACUUUAAAUUAUUGAAGAGGGAACGUGGAGGCUGGCAUCCGUUUUUAUAUGAUAUCAAUGUUGACAUGUGCGAUUUCUUCAAACGCCCCUACAAAUUUAUGGUGUUUACCUUUUUUUAUAAAUAUGCUAAAGAUUACACAAGUAUGAACCACACCUGCCCCUAUUUGCCAAAUGUGGAAAUUGCGUUGUUAGAUUGGGGAAUUAAUGAAAAAGAAAUUUUACAGAAAUUUCCAGUUGAAAUCGGAGUAUAUGCUAUACACACAACUUGGUAUACGAAUAAGAAAUCAUUUUUGCAAAUUAAUGCAACAAUUGUUUACGAAUAGUGCACACAUAUAUUUUAUUAUACACAUUAAAAACA
Drosophila sulfurigaster albostrigata is the source of this 617-nucleotide messenger RNA. RefSeq lists its product as uncharacterized. Bases 1 to 582 code for a protein of 193 amino acids. The record is from RefSeq and is a predicted model, not a curated record. The transcript has 4 exons. Lineage: Eukaryota; Metazoa; Arthropoda; Insecta; Diptera; Drosophilidae.